UUCACAAAAAAAAAAAAUAAUUAUAUUUAUUGAAUUAUAUUGUAAAAAGUCAAAAGUAAGAAGAAGACAAAAAAAAAAAAAAAACUAAUAAAAUAAAUAGUUGCUGUCAGAUUAGAAGGAAACUUAAGUACAUCGUACUAUAAUUUAUGUGUUCCCAUCAGUCACGUGACACUCCCCUUCCCGUAUACUUUGAUCUCGUAGGAAUUGCGUGGCGUUUACGGACCACUCCACCUCAAAAACCUCCUUUCUUCUUCCCAUCAUUUUUUAUCUAUAUAUAUAUAUAUAUAUACACACACACACACAGGCGCAAACACAUAGUACUAGUAUUUCUUUCUCUACAAGUCUCACACAGUGUAUAACAUGUAAAGAUUGAGCAAACUCCGUUAGAGCCAACCAUGAAGGCCAUUACAAACUUACCAUCAGAAAUGAUAUCAUCCUCAUCGUUCAUCAAAAUUACAACUUUGUCCCUCCUCUCUCUCUCCAUCCUCCUCCUCUGCAAACAUUUCUCGGAUUCCUACCAACAAGGCCACUUCGCCGUCUUCUCAUCUUCUUCCACCAACACCACAGCCAAUCGUCCUUCGCCGCCGCUGCCGCUGGCGGUGGAGACUGCGGGGUUCAUCGACGAAGAUUCUGAGGUGGAGCCCAUCUUCUCCUCCUCCUCCUCUUCCACCGCCGCUGCCAAUCGGUCUCGGCCUCCGCCGCUGGCGGUGGAGAGAACGGGAAUCGUCGACGGGAACGGGUUGAUGACGGUGGAUUUCGAGGUCGGAGAGUUCGAUCCCAGUUUAAUUGAGAGUGUGGCAAAUGAGAGUCAAAAACAUGGGGAAGAGAGUGAUCGGGCUAGUAGAAAUUCUAGGGUUAGGGUUGAGAAGUAUAGGAUGUGUGAUGAGAGUAUGACAGAUUACAUUCCUUGUUUGGACAAUGUGGAGAUGAUUUCGCGGUUGAAUUCGACAGAGAGAGGGGAGAAGUUUGAACGGCAUUGUCCGGAAAGAGGGAAAGGGCUGGAUUGUGUGGUACCAAGGCCGGAGGGGUAUAAGCUCAAGAUACCUUGGCCGAAAAGCCGAGACGAGGUAUGGUUCAGUAAUGUACCCCAUACACGGUUGGUUGAGGAUAAGGGAGGCCAAAAUUGGAUAUCAAGAAAGGAAGAUAAGUUUAUAUUUCCAGGAGGUGGAACACAAUUUAUCCAUGGGGCAGAUCAGUACUUGGAUCAGAUUUCCAAGAUGGUUCCGGACAUUGCAUUUGGGCAACACACCCGAGUUGCCUUGGAUGUUGGUUGUGGAGUAGCAAGUUUUGGUGCCUUCUUGUUAGGCCGUAAUGUGACUACCCUCUCUAUAGCACCAAAAGAUGUUCAUGAAAACCAGAUUCAGUUUGCGCUAGAGCGUGGUGUGCCUGCCAUGUUAGCAGCAUUUGCGACACGUCGCUUAUUAUAUCCUAGCCAGGCAUUUGACUUUAUACAUUGUUCAAGAUGUAGAAUUAAUUGGACCCGUGAUGAUGGAAUUUUGCUUCUUGAGGUCAACAGGAUGCUAAGAGGAGGAGGAUACUUUGUUUGGGCAGCACAACCUGUUUAUAAACAUGAAGAUAAAGUGCAGGAACAAUGGAAAGAAAUGGAGGACCUUACUGGCCGCAUUUGUUGGGAACUUGUAAAGAAGGAAGGUUAUAUUGCUAUAUGGCGGAAGCCUCUAAACAACAGCUGUUAUCUUAAUCGUGAUCCUGGAGUACAUCCUUUGUUAUGCGAUGCCAAUGAUGACCCGGACAAUGUUUGGUACAUUGAUCUGAAGGCAUGCAUCUCUAGACUACCCGAGAAUGGCUAUGGAGCUAAUGUUACUACGUGGCCUGCACGUCUUCAUCUUCCACCAGACAGGCUCCUUAGCAUUAAAAUGGAUGCUUACAUGUCCAGAAAGGAAAUUUAUAGAGCAGAGUCGAAAUAUCGAAAUGAUAUCGUGAGCGGUUAUGUUUCUGCUUUUCACUUGAAGGAAUCAAACCUACGAAAUGUGAUGGACAUGAGGGCUGGAUAUGGAGGGUUUGCAGCAGCAUUGCAUGAUUUACAGGUUGAUUGUUGGGUUAUGAAUGUUGUUCCUGUUAGCAGUCAUAAUACCUUGCCUGUAAUUUAUGACCGAGGACUGAUAGGAGUUAUGCAUGACUGGUGUGAGCCAUUUGACACUUAUCCUAGAACAUAUGACCUACUGAAUGCAGCAGGUCUCUUCUCUGAAGAACAAAAGAGAUGUAAUAUCUCUACCAUCAUACUUGAGAUGGAUCGGAUUCUAAGGCCAGGUGGGCGUGCCUAUAUUCGUGACACCAUAUACGUAAUUGAUGAAAUUCAAGAAAUUGCAAAUGCGGUAGGAUGGGUGAUCUUCCGAUUUGACACCAGCGAGGGACCCCAUGCGAGCUGGAAGCUUCUGCACUGCGAGAAGCGUUUGUAACGUUGUUUGAUUGUUUUUUGACCUAGUGCUGAAAGAAUUCAUGCUCUUGUGUUUUCAGUGUUAUUUCUUCUUUUGCCCUAUAUGUUGAAAGCAUAGCAAUCCCUUAAUUCUUAAGUAUGUGGUGUUAUAGCCAAGUAAUUGUAAUCAGUACAUUUAGUCAAUCAGUCAUGGUAGCAAGCCAGUUGAUAUGAGAAUUUCAUAUCCAUGUUUUAGCA
Messenger RNA from Cornus florida, 2632 nucleotides. Its product is annotated as probable methyltransferase PMT10. Gene Ontology annotation, molecular function: methyltransferase activity. The record is from RefSeq and is a predicted model, not a curated record. Lineage: Eukaryota; Viridiplantae; Streptophyta; Magnoliopsida; Cornales; Cornaceae. The coding region runs from base 396 to 2417 and encodes 673 amino acids. The transcript has 9 exons. Gene Ontology annotation, cellular component: cytoplasm; trans-Golgi network; endosome.